GCCCCACCCUCGGAGGUGCCUGUGACCAGUGGCGUUGCCUCUUUGAGGUGACUGACGGCCCCGAGCGCUAGUUAUAGGUAGGCUUUACGGUGUGCUCCGAAAUGGCACCUGGCCUUAGUUCCCCUCUGUGGCGGCGUCUUGGACGUACAUGCAGCCGGGACAAGUCCUCUGGCUCAAACAGUAAUUAAUAUUACGGAGGUGGAUGGACCACAAAUCCCAAGAAACGCUUCCAAAUCGCCUUAGCUUCAAUGAACGGGUCCAUGAAGCGAGGCAUUCUGGGACUUGUAGUACUUGGUGCAGAAGCUUUGCUUAGAUUCCGAAGGCGCCUCCUGACAGUCUGUUGCCUUAAAAUCGAAAGGUCUCCUCCUUGCAGAACUAUAUUUGUGGCCUUAUAUUUGUACCACUCGCAUCAUUAUGUCCUCCACCCCAAGUUCUUCUGUCGCCGCGGUUAGCAGGCUCCUCCUCCAGUCACUGCAUUGAGUCCUUAGAUAAAAGCAGCCUACGCAUCUCCCGCCUGCCUCCAUGGCGCGCUUGUCUGCCUGCCAAAAAUCUCAGCGGCACUUUGCAACCUGCUUGCAUUAUAUAUUUCAUUACUGCGAUCUUACUGAAUUCAGUGGGUCUUGUUACUAAGUAGGCACAGGAUCGCCCUGCCUGUCUUAGCAACCCGAAAAAGCUACACCGGCUCCCUCUCCUCACCCCACCCCAAACAACCCUAUCGCCUAUCGCUGUUCUAGGUUCUUGUCUUCCGAUGCAAAUGCAUCUUGUGUGUUUUUUAACUGCUCUUUAUUAAAUCUUAGAGGCACAGGUAUGUUGGCCGGUUACAGCAAAAAAACUAAAAGGAAUGCCCUGUACAAAACAUAUUUGCUAUUUGCAUAUUUGCCCACGAAAGCUUACGCUUCAGAUAGAUCUGUUGUUCAAGGUGCCAAAAAAAGUUUGCUGGGUGUGUGCUCCUUCCUUCAUAACCCAUCACCCUUCCUAUCUAUUCAGUUUCGUCUCUGCAGCUUCCUAUACCCGCCGCCCUUACACAUGAACUUGUAAAUCAGCCGCCCAAAUUUGUUUGUGAUCUUCCAUCGCUUCUCCUUGUUCCAUGUGGCUUACAUUGAAAAACGGUGCAUUGAUAGUUGUGCUCAUUGCUGUCCUGUUUCCUGGAAGAGGGGAAAGGGAGCUUGUUUGUAUUCUCGUUGUUUGACCAUUAUGGGGCUAGGGUGUACGAAUGAACACAAAUGCAGGGGAGGCCCGCCAUUUUAAUCUUUUUUAAAAAAGAAAAAAGAAUCCAUGCAGACAGGCACUUGCUCACGAAGUAUUUCUGAGUCUACCGCGCUCUCGGUUUGAGGUCAUUUCCGCUGCGUUUGAGCGCGAAAAAGUUGUUUGGCUGCUGCGGCAGGAGGAGGAGGAGUUGCUGCUGCUACGAUUGCUGCACGGAUGAAAGAGCGGGUCUCGGUGAGGAAGGCGCUUCGAGGUCUAGGAAGUGGAAUAGUAAUUUAUAAGCAAGUUUCGUGUAGUUGGGGCAGUGCAGUGUUCUUUAAACUAGUGAGACCUAUUGACUAGGAGGCCGUCAAAAACGUGGGAGUAAAAUACUGCAUAGUUCUGCUUGCACCCGAGAGUGAUUACUUGAUGCAACGUAAACGAUCUUUUGACGCGUCUGAAUGGCAUUCCUGAACUCCUAGACUGAAGUGGUUUGAAGGGUGGCAGAAAGGCAGAUAUAUCCACAGACACCCCUUCAAUUCACUUUAGGACAGAGGUACUAGGUAAGGUGAAAUGUGGAGGGUAUUCCUAUGUAUAUCUGUUCAGAAGCAAACCCCAUUUAGUUCCGUGGGAUUUACCCCCAGGUAAGUGAACAUGUCCUGCCAACCUAGCAGUUCAAAAACACGUCAAAGUGCAAGUAGAUAAAUAGGUACCGCUCCGGCAGGAAGGUAAACGACGUUUCCGUGCACUGCUAUGGUUUGCCAGAAGCAGCUUAGUCAUGUUGGCCACAUGACCCGGAAGCUGUAUGCCGGCUCCCUCGGCCUAUAGAGCGAGAUGAGUGCUGCAACCCCAGAGUCGUCCACGAUGGGUCAGGGGUCCCAUUACCUUUAAGUGAACAUCGGGUUAUGUAGUCUCAGUUAGUUUAGGGACUGUGCAAAAAUGACUUGGGUUUCCAUAAAGGCCAUAGGUAUGAAGAAGCGCUACCUAAAUUUAUUCUCUGUGUCUUUGCGAUCCCAGUGCAUGUUUUGAUUAGAGCUGGAGACACUACCAAAUUACCGCUGGCUUCUUCAUUUCCACAGAGAGCAGUUCUGCUUGAGAUUUUUGCACCAAGCAGUAACCCAACCCUGUUAAGGCUGGAGUCUUUUGCAUACUUACCAUAACAAAAGUGGGGCUUACUUUCAAGUAAUCGUACAUAUUUUUGUGCUGCCCAUCUAUGUAAUGCCUCAUUCAUUCCAUUUUGAGGUUGCUAUAAAAUGCAGCUUUUUCAUCUUGCUCAGCAACAUCCUUUUAUCCCACUCCCCACCACCACCAUUCCUGGGUUUCCUUUGCUUAACAUUUAAUCAGAAGAGGAGUUUUACUGGGCUUACUACUUUGUGUCCCAAUAAAAGUGGUGUUACUUUUUGUAUUUACAUCCGGCCUUUCCUCAAAUAAGCUCCAGGUGGUAUAUGCUUACCUGGCCUCUCCCUCCACAUUUUAUACUCGGGAAACUGAAGUAGAUUAGACUGGUGGUCUUCAGCAAAGGUUAGUGCCCAUGGUCACUAUUGAAAUUUGCCUAAUAUCUCAGCGACUAACUGGGCUUUCAAAGGUAUGUUGCAAAUACUUCUUACACAUCUACUACUCUUCCCAAUGCUUCCUUUUAAGGAUAGAAAUGCCCAUUUGACUGGAAAAACUCCAGUCUGGAACCCUGGAAAGUUGCUAUUAGUCAGUGUUGACAGUACUGAGCUAGAUGAAUCGGUAAACUAACUUUGUAUAAGACAGCUUUUUCUGUUCCUAAGUUUUCUAGAGUCGUGGGUAUAGCCAGGGUGUGGGGAGGAGGGCAGAUCUGCCCCCCUAAAUCAAGCAAAUCAAUAAAAAUACUUAACUGACCAAUUGCAUAACAAAUAACUCAAUUCUGCCCCCCUAACAUAAAACCUGCUGCCCCCCAAAAUAAAACCUGGCUAUGAUCAUGUCUGCGGGAGGCAGUGGAAGACAAGAUUGCCUGGCGUGCUCUGGUCCAUGGGGUCACAAAGAGUCGGACAUGACUAAACAACAACAACAACAAUGAUCAUGUCUAGAGCUGAAUCUGUAAAAUGAACUCAGCAAGAAAUUCAGAUCCUGUCACAGACCAUCCAUGUGAUGUUACAAGCACGCGUGGCAUUGUAGUCUAAAUCACUGAACCUCUUGGGCUUGCUGAUUGGAAGGUUGGUGGUUUGAACCCAUGUGCCAGGAUGAGCUCCUGUUGUUCUGUUCCAGCUUCUGCCAACCUAGCAGUUCAAAAGCAUAGCAGUGCAAGUAGAUAAAUAGGUACUGCUGCGGCAGGAAGGUAAACGGCGUUUCUGUGCGCUCUGGCUUCCAUCACAGUGUCCCAUUGUGCUAGAAGCAGUUUAGUCAUGCUGGCCUCAGAACCCGGAAAGCUGCCUGUGGACAAAUGCCAACUCCUUCGGCCUAAAAAGCGAGAUGAGCACUGCAUCCCAUAGUCGCCUUUGACUGGGCUUAACUGUCAAGGGGUCCUUUACCCUACUUUUACCCUUACCAACCCAAUAUAGCAUUUCUGUGCAUCAACUGCACAGUUGCUACCUGUCCUGAGGGUUUCUUCCUAAAGAUUCUAGUACCUAGAGGGUGUCACUUCAUCCCAUAAAUGCAGCUAUUCAUUAGGACACAGCACAAUUGCAUGUAAGAAGAUUAAUUAUUAUAGGUGAUAAAAGUCAAUGAUCCAGGCUACUGUAAUAUAGUUCAUAGUUGUACUUCAGUUGUGAUUCUGGUUCUUUUGUGCUACUUCCAGUGCCCUGUAACACCUAAGACAAUAAUGCCCAGUCUUCUUUAACAAUUUAUUUAACCAAAAUUAUACCCCACUUGAUUGUAGUAAAAUCUGCGUGUGACAGGAUUGCUGUUGUACAGUGAGAGUGGGGAUUAAUACCCAUCCAAAAUGGCUAUUGAUGGAGUGUGCCUUCUUUAACUUUGCAUGAUUUGGUUUUUUUCUGGCCUUGUUUUUUCCUAAUCAGCCUUUGCUGAGGGCAGGUAAACCACUGCAUUAGGUGUGGCUGGAUCACUCAGUUACUCCAGGUGCAAAGGACCUGCCUUCCUGUAGAGGAGGCUGCUGUCGCUUUUCCACUUGUGUUCUAGGCUUGCCACCUUCCAGUCAGUGAGCGAUACAGAAAGAGGGUGGAGGAGUAGGCUCUUCUGAGGAUAAAAACCACUUUAGCCUAAGUUAAAAUCACAUAAUCAUUCCAGUGUCGUUAAAAAAAUAUUAUUAUUGAGUUGUAUUCAGUGAAGCACUUGUGCAGUGAUGCCUCAAAAGGGGAAUUUUGUCUACUGUGCUCUCUGAAAUUUCAUUAACGUUAUUAAGUUUCACAGCACUUUGUGUGCCAACUAUACACAAAGGGCAUAGGACUCUCCUAUCACCUGAACUGCACUUUUAAGUUGAAUUCAAAGUACUCCAGUGAUCAAUUUAACAUGCUUAUGUGUACAAAUAAACCCACGUACACAUUUAACAAUGUUUUAAUAAAACAGCUUAUAAACCAGAGUCCUUGAACUGCAACCAUAUCCAUUUUGAUACUAUUUAUGAAGUAAAUGUGUUCAAAUAUGACCUAUUUUGAUAAGUGCUGGAGAAGACUGAGUGUGGCAUUUUGAAAUCAGAUCUCUUAUUUUUUGUCAGGUGGAACAUGGCAGUGGUCAUCCAAGAGACUUGUACACGUAAAACUUCUGGUUCAACUUCCGAUGUCAGUGAAAGACUGUCUUACCUACCUGAAAACUUAAAAGACAAACUGCUUUCAUUUCAGAAGAAAGGAAUUGUGUUUGCAUUGGAAAGAGGUGGCAGGUAAAACUAUCUUAAACAUGGAUCUGUCAGUCCCUUUUAGGAGUGGGGAAACUAACCCAAGUAGUUACAAUGGCUCCAAUAUAUUUUCUGAAUGUUAUACUGAAUUUCUAGACCUGAAUCAUUAAGUAAUUGAAGCUGAACCCAAAAGCUUAUAGUAUUCUUCAAGUAUUUAGAAUAGGAAUUAUUUGUGCAUGUAGGGGAGGAAAAAGAAUCAGGAGGUGCAGGGAAUUAGGACAACACAAAUCUUUAUGACUGGGUGCCAAUUGCAUUUAUAAGCAAAUGUAAAAUGAAUUUUUUAUCUAUAGGAUGAAGAGUAGAAAAAGGUAACAUAAUGACUAUUCAAGACAAUCAUCAAUCUAGUUAAAUUGCUUUGUACAUGUUACAGACUACCCUUGAACAUAGCCACCUGGAAUGUCAGAGAGAAGCUGCCCCUUGGCCUCUUCCCCAAAUGCACCUGUCUUCUGUUAAAGGGUUUUCCAGCAUGCACCCACCCCCUACACACAUGCUUGCAGCUUGAAAUGUGCUGUCUAGGAAAUGUUUGGCCACUUGAUUAUCAGUUGGCUGGCAUUUCCCCCCAGCUAUAAGUUAAUUUGCUUUUCACUGGUUAACAUGUAAGGGUUAGUGUUUUGUUUAGAAUCGGCUUGAGCUGGACUACAACUCCCAUCAUCCCUGACCACUGGUCCUCCUAGCUAUGGAGGGUGGGAGUUGUUGUCCAACAACAUCGGAGGACCCAAGAUUGAGAAAGGCUGCUCUAAAGGCUCAAUAGUCUUUUUUACCAUUCAACACUUUUGCCUCCUGAUGGAAGUUUGACACAGCCUUUUUGUGAAUGGAAAAGUACUUCACAUAAUUGUCAACGUGAUGCCACUCAUUGGGACCAUUUUAACUUAACAUUCCAUGCACAAGUCAUCUGAGGCUCUAUUCUUGGUGAAGUACCCUAAUUCUUGCAAGACAAGUCAUCUUUGUUACAGAUACAGGACCGCACAGUUGUGUUUAAUGAUAUACACAUUUUUUAAACGCACCAGGCACACAUUCCUUAAAUAACCCCUAUAUGAGAGAGAUGUUAAUGCUAAAGUCUUGGCUUGUGAGUAGGAUGCAAAUUAUAUGCUAGAGUGUUACAUAAAACUGAUUCACAUGAGUGGGUGAAAAUCUGGAACUCCAAACUGAGGGGAAACAGCACUCUUCCUCAAUACAGUCUGUUCUGUUAGGAAGUGUGAGUCCUGUUCGUAAAAGGAAGCAGGGGACUCUUUGGUACUAAAGCCAGUUUGCUUUUGUUAUUUAUCCUCUUGUUUUUCGAAAACAUAAGAAAAGCCUGCUAGAUCAGACCAGGUGCCCAUGUAGUCUAGCAUCCUGUUCUUACAGUUGCCAACUACAUGCCUAUGGGAAGCCCACGAGCAGGACCAGAGUGCAGCAACACUUUCUCCCCCUGUGGUUUCCAGCAGCUGGUAUUCAGAAGUAUGUGGAGCUAGAACAUAGGCGUUAGAGUUAUUAGCUGUUGAUACCUUUAUCUUCCAUGGAUGUAUCUAAUCCUCUUUCAAAGCCAUUCACUACCUCUCGUGUGAGCAAAAUCCAUAGUUAAAUUACUCACUUCAUGACAAUUUACCGUAUUUUUUGCUCUAUAAGACUCACUUUUUCCCUCCUAAAAAGUAAGGGGAAAUGUGUGUGCGUCUUAUGGAGUGAAUUCAGGCUGCGCAGCUAUCACAGAAGCCAGAACAGCAAGAGGGAUUGCUGCUUUCACUGCACAGUGAUCCCUCUUGCUGUUCUGGCUUCUGAUAUUCAGAGUAAUUUUUUUUCUUGUUUUCCUCCUCCAAAAACCAGGUGCGUCUUGUGGUCUGGUGCGUCUUAUAGAGUGAAAAAUACGGUACUUUCUUUCGCUUGUCCUGAAUCUUCCAGCAUUCAGCUGCAUCGGAUGUCCGUGAGUUCUAGUGUUAUAGAGAGGGAGAAAAACUACUGUAUUCUCUGCCCUCUUUCUCAAUACUGUGCAUAAUUUCAUGUUACCUCUUAGGUUUCCCUAAACCAAAAAGCCCCAAAUCUUGUAACCUUUCCUUCAUAGGGCAGGUGCUUCAUUCCCUUUAUCAUUUUGGUUGCCCUUUUUCUGAAUCCUUUUCAACCCUACAAAACUCUUUUUGAGAGGAGGCAACCCAAACUGUUCACUGUCCCAACUGCAGCCACUCUGUAGGUUUGUUAUAAUGGCAUUAUAUCAGCAGUUUUAUUUUCACUUCUUUUCUUAAUGAUCCCUACUAUGGGAUUUGCAUUUUUCACAGCUGCCAGCCACUGGGUUGACAUCUUUAUCAAGCUGUCCACUUCAACCCCAAAGUCUCGUUCCUGGUUGGCCACCCAUGAGCAUAUUUGUGAAAUUAGGAGUUUUUGUCCAACCUGCAUCAGUUUACACUUGUUUAUUUUGAAUUGCGCUUCCCAUUUUACUGCCCAUUCACUCAGUUUGGAGAGAUCCUUCUGGAGCUCUUUGCAGUCCUGGUUUUAGCCACCCUGAACAAUUGCGUAUCAGUUUGGAUAGGCUGUUGGGGGGCUGCUGUGGGGAAAUAAGAUUCUGCCAACCCCAUUAUGCACACACAACUCUACAGUCUAUCCAGUGCCUUUCCUGUCACUGCUCAGCUUUGUGGCCAAGUGGAGUCUUGAACCAGGGUUUCCCCUUGAAAGUCUCAACACCCAAACUUUCUUACUACAUUUCCUGUGUUUCCUUUUACUCAUUGCAAUGCUGAUAGUGUCAGUGCCACAGAUGAGUAGUUCUGCCAUAUUGUAGGUGCACUUUCAGUCUAUUUCUGGACUAAAGCAACUUUCACCUUCUCCAAGGAGAUGUUUGUGUGCCCCUCUCUGCCUUUGGUCUUAUUUUUCAACUGCUUAUACUGUACAGUAUUACUUGUUUCAAAGCGCCUAAAUCAACUAGGCACUAUAUAUAAAGCAAACUAAAAUUCACUAGCUUGCCCUUAGGCUUACAUUUUAAGCAAGAUGAGAGAUGGAAGGAAAAUGGUGGUAAAUAGUUAAAAUGAUAUUGAAUAAAUAUUAAAAUUAAAUGACGUUUCACAGCGAUGCUAAGUAGCGUAAUUCCCUUUAUUUUAUUUUUCAAAGCGUAGUAGUAGUAGUAACAUUCCUAUCCUGCCCAUUCACUAUGAAACCCUGUGGGAUGGGGAGCCUAUGGCUCUCCAGAUGUUGCCGGACUCAAAUUCCCAUCUGCCACAGCCAGCAUGGCCAUUGAUCAGGGGGGAUGGGAGUUGUAGUCCAAUGACAUGUGGAGGGCCAAAGCUUCCUCAUCAUUGGGUUAGGCUGAGCUCAAAUCAUUUUGUGAGCUUCAUGACUGAGUGGGGAUUUAUAACCUUUCUAUUUUAGAUAGCUUACUGUAAACUAAAAUAACAUAUAUUAUUUUAGUGUGGGAUGGGGGAACAAUUGCUUUCCCUGCCUUUACCUUGGAGUUCAGAAAGGACAAGUAUCUAAUUGACUGCUGUUAGGUUACAAGAGGUGUUCGUAUAUUUUUACACAUAUGAGUGGAAUCAACUUGGGAUCAGGAUAGCAUCUAGGGUGUUUUAUUUUUAUUACUCAGUCUCCAGGUAAACUAUUGGCCAUGGUGUUCUCUUAGCAGUUGCAUUCAAGAGGGGAAGAAUCUAGGACACCGAGUAUUAUUCUUACUCUCUUUAUGACAUAUUUUGUCCUUGUGAGCUGAGUUUAGAGCCUGAAAUGGAAUGGAAUGCCUUAUCCCCCUCAAAUUAGCGUUCUUGGAUAUAGCUGCCAUAUAGCUGUCGUGAGCAGAUGGUAUGUGAAUGAUCUAGUCUCAAUUGGGUAACUACCAGUUAAAAGGAAAUGACUAAUUGAACUUCAAAGAACAAGUUGUCCUGCUCGCUGCAGUCAAAAUAUGUGACAGAAAUCAGAUUUGUGCCUCAAAUUUUUUAUCUGAAGAUUGCUUCGGAAGUACAUAACCUUUCUGUUGGCGUAGGCAGCGUGCUCUAAUUUCAUUAACUCAGGAAGCAGUGAGGAAAAGCAUAUAACUAACAGGGCUUGGGGUGCGUGACUCUGGAUUUUCUUUUUAGGAUAAGGAAUAUGAUUUUGAAUUGCUGUAUCUUAACCAUAGGGAGAUUUCUUUUUGUGGCCUACGUAAUCGCUUCAUUCUGCCCACAGUGGCAGAUGGAAUAGUUAAGUAGACAUGAUACUAUCAAGUAUGUGAUAAUUAGAUGUUUCUCUAUAAAGAAUGUGGUAGUUUUCUUUUUAGAUGUCACUAUCACGGCACGGGGACACCAGCUUUUUAAAAGCAGUAUCUAAUGGGCUAAAUAUGUUAUUGUACUUAUAAGCAGAUCUACCUCCCUGCUGGUUUUCUGGAGCCUGACCGAAACCUCAGUGUUUAGGUUCUUUUUAGAAACCCUAAAGAGGUGUAGGUGGGUGUUUGGAAGCUGUGAUUAUUUUUUGUUAAAUUGCUGCUGGUUUUCUAUGCUUUACGCUGUUGUAAGCCAUGUUGACUACAGUGGUACCUCAGGUUACAUACGCUUCAGGUUACAGACUUUGCUAACCCAGAAAUAGUACCUUGGGUUAAGAACUUUGCUUCAGGAUGAGAACAGAAAUAAUGCUGCGGCAGUAGCGGGAGGCCCCAUUAGCUAAAGUGGUGCUUCAGGUUAAGAACAGUUUCAGGCUAAGAACAGACCUCCGGAACGAAUUAAGUACUCAACCCGAGGUACCACUGUAUUUUCUACAAAAAGAUGGGAUGUAAACGUUUCAAUUUAUUACUUUAUUAACAACAUUUAUUAACAACAAUAGCACCGCUCUCUGGGCACCUUAAAGUACCGGAAAAAAAUUAAAAUAUUUCAACCAGCCACAAAUAAAUAAAAUUGCAUAUUUAAACAGAAUGUAAUAGAUUUUAAAAAAUAAGAGAUUUCGAAAGGUCACAGACACUACAAAGAAGCAGCUGGGCAAGCUUCUCUGGAGGUAGAAUUCCACAACCAGGGUGCUACCACCUCUCCCUAGAAGCCAACUGAUAUGCCUCAAAUGGCAGCGGCACUCAGAAAAGGGCAUUUGAAGAUGUUUUCAGGCUCCAGGUGGUUAGAUAUCAAAGGAGGGGGACUUUAAGGUAACCUAGUACAAGGCUUUAAAUGUCAAAACCAGCAUUUCUGUUGGGCCUAGAAACAAGCAAGCAGCCAGCACAGAUCAUGAAACAGUGGCAUACUGUGUUAAAAUCAUCCAGCUGCAGUGAACUAGCUAGCAGACUUAUCCUGGAUUUGCUGAAGUUUCCAAACCAUGUUCGAGGGCAAACUCACAUGCAACGCAUUGGAAUAAUGCAGCAAUGUGAAUAAGUGGUUGUUAUGUGAAUCCUUGGUACAUGUAUCAUUUGUGGAGUUUAUUUAAAUACCUUUACAUCACAACAGCUGCACAACUCUUAAGCACCCCAGCUGUCUGAUCUGACAAAAAGGUAAAGGUAAAGGGUUUGUUAUCAACAAACCAAUUCUGACACUUCUCUCCAAAUUUCUGCCCAAUAACAUCUAGUAGCCUCAUGCAUGUUGCACAGAGCAAAGUUGAAGGACCCAUAACAGAAGUCUUGGUGGUUGUUUUUUAAGUGAUGAAUAAUCACCCUGUACCACUCUCUGGAUUUUCAUACAAAGAGUGAGCAUACGCCACCUCAAUUUCAUGGUAUCUCAGACUAAAGUUAAAUUUGCACUUCCCAAACCACCUUGAAGAAAAGCAUUAUUGUCCACAAGCUAGGAAAUAAAUACAUCAUCCCCACAGGCAAAGUUUACGCCUUGUAUUCUCUCAAAGCAGUCUGCGUUUUCUUGGCCCAACAGUUUUACAAAGCAGCAUUAGUGAGACUUUCCCCCUUCUUUUCUCCCAACAGGCCCCCUUGCCAUAUCGGAAAAGACCAGGUGGUUUUCCCUGCAGCAUAGUUAUGGCUGGGACCUAUUUGCUGUUCAAGAGUUUAAAGCCCGUGGAAUUACUUGCAUUACUUAGAUCCUGGUCAAUAUUAGCAUUAAACAGUGUUGAAGAGAAAUUGUUGGGAGUUUUAUAUCUUGGAAAACAAAUAUGUGUUAGCAAACUGUAUAGAAUGCAUGCUUUAUUCAGUUAAAGUUCUGGGUUACCUUCUAAUUUUUAUUUUUAUUUUCACCUCUAGGUGUAUGAUUGCAGAUGAGGUAAGUGGCUCUUUAGCCAUUCAGUCUAUUCUGUAACUGCUUACUUUGGAUUAAACUAGUGUGCAACUGUGCAUAUAUUUUUUCUAUAACCUAUGUAGAUAUUUGUAAAUCUCUUUGAAAUGAUUCAUGGGGAGCAAUUCGUAAAUAAUAAAAUAAUGUGUACUUAAAAGAUUAAUUAAAAGGAUAAUUUCCCCAUACAGAUACUUGGUGCAAAUGUAAACUUUAAAGUAGUGACAAUCAAAAUGGGACUUACUAAUCAACUUAUUGAAAAUGUGGAACAAUGAAGUCAACCUCAAGUAAUAUGUUUUCAUAGACUGAAGUGCCUCUCAGUUUUGCUGAGAGGUGAAUUUGAUAUUCAGCGAAUAUUUUUCAGUGAGUUAGAUGUAGAAAAGUGUAGCUAAACACUGCUUACACAAUGUGACCUGUUCACCACUCACUCCAUCCUCUUGCCCCCACCCCCAGUCCUUGGGAAAGUGCCUGUAACAGCCAGGAAUGGAGUGUGAGGGCAUCAGCUAUAAUGGGAGAGGUGAACUGGGCAGCCUUGCACAAACCUAAGUGCCUUCCCCUUACGAAAGGGAACUCCAAAUCUUAGCCUAUGCCAUGCUAUCUAAAUAGCCAUAAUGCUAGCAUUAUCGUUCUUCAAACUGUGUGUAUGUGUGAAAGAAAGAUUUCUUAGUAAGUAACUUUAGAACUGAGUUGGGACAAACAAUAACCUUACCUCCUGAUUUUAAUUACCAGUGUUCGUUGUUAGUUCAAGGUAACUGCCCCUUUAAUUGAAAACUCCAACUGAAUGGCGAAAUGCUCAUGAAUUUAUUCAUUUUCAGUCAAUUACCACCUUCACGAUUACAUUACUUUUUAAUUUGAGAGAAGCAAAUGUCUCAGUGUGAAGAAGCAACAUAACAAAGGGUAGCUAUUUAAGACUACAGUCAUAAGCACAUUUCAGGAAAGCAAGUUUCCUUAAAGUCAGUGGGUUAUAUUUGUAAGGCAGGCUGCAAUCUUCUGCAUACUUACCUGGACACAAUGGAAACAGACAUAGAAUUGGGCUAUCUUCAGUAUAUUAAUACUCAAAACGUACAAGUUUAUUCUUGUAUGUGUUAUGAAGAAAUGAUGAUAAAUUCACAUAAACAAGUGUUGAGUUGAACCCGAAGAUAAUGUGCUGGUUGCUGCUGAAACAUUAUCUGUAUACGAAUAUAAUGCAAUUUACUAUUUGGUGGAAUGAAUUCCAAAACUGCAACUCUUUACUCAAAUUGUCCUUUGGAUUUCAAAGACAUAAUUUUUAAUGAUGGAAUUUAUAAGAUGAAGAUGAAGUCAGAUUAACUUUAAACUAGCUUGUACACUUAAGAUUUCCCUAGAUGGUAAGGGUAGACAGCCCACAGAAUCAGGAGAGAUUUAUUUAUUUAAAGUACUUCUUAACUGCCCUUCAUCGUACAAACGUGAAUAAAAACUAGUUCAUAUGCAACAAAUAUAGAUACAGUUGUACCUUGGCUCCCAAACGCCUUGGGAGUCUAACAUUUUGGCUCCUGAACGAACCAAAACCGGAAGUGAGUGUUCCAGUUUUUGAACAUUUUUCGGAAGCCAAAUGUCUGACGGGGCUUCCAUGUCUUCCAAUUGGCUACAGGAGCUUCCUGCAACCGAUCAGAAGCCAUGCUUUGGAAGUCAAACAUUUCGGAAUUUGAACGUUUCGGAUGUCGAACGGAAUUCCGGAACGGAUUCUGUUCGACUUCCAAGGUAUUACUGUACAGUUUUAAAACAAAGUUUUUUUAAAAAAAGACAAGAGCUAAUGCUGCAAAAUCUAAAAAGCAGGAUAGGGCAAACAAAAUCAUCUGUGAUCUAAAAUACCUGGGCAAUCUGGAAAGUCAUAACCUGACAGGAAAGCUUAUGUUGGCCUCACCUGGUAUGUUUCCUCAGGAAAGUAGCAUGAGAAACUGCCUUAUACCAAGUCAGACCAAUGGUCCAUUUAGUUCAGUAUUGUCUAUAUACUAACUGAUAGCUGCUCUCCAGGGUUUCUGGCAUGGGGCACCCCAGUCCUAACUGAAGAUGCCAGGGAUUGAAACUGCAACCUUCUGAAUGCAAAGCAGAUGCUCUACCACUGUGCCAUGGCCCUUUCUCUUGGCAUGCUAAGGCAGGGUGCCACCACAGAAAAGGCCCUCUCCUUUGUGGAAACAUGUUUUCCUUUACUAAAGAGUGUGUCUGCAGAUCUUAGGGCAGAAGAUCUUAAGACAUAAGCAAGCUGGUAUGGGAAUAAGAAUUUUAUUUCCACAUCCAAGGGACCAUGAUUAUUCUGUGGGUUCAAUGUAAAAAAUCAUGUGAAUUCAAAAUGAUGUGUUUUAGUUCUUCCUGAUCCAUGAAAAAAUAAGGAGUAUAUGAGUAUUGGGGGGGGUGUUUUAUGUGUGUUGCGAGGGAGAAUGAGGUAUAUUUUGUAGGUUUAUAUAUCUGUGGAUAUGUGAGUAUGGGGGCUUUAUGUCUACCCAUCUCCUUCUAAUGUCCUUAACUGAGCAGGUGUUGGAAGUGAUUAUCUUAGUCUCCUCAAAAUGCACUUAAGUUGAGUAAUACAUUUUGGAGGUUCUAAGGUGGCUGCCAUCUGCAAAUGAAAAGUGUAAACAGCUGUUAGGACUUUUUCUAGGUAAACCACUGAUAAGGAUGUUCCCUGCUUUCAUACAAUUAAGCUUUUCUUCUUUUUAUUUCAAUUUGUUGUGACUUAGAUGGGCUUGGGGAAGACGAUUCAAGCAAUAGCUAUAACUUACUACUACAAAAAUGAAUGGCCUCUGUUAAUAGUGGCACCCUCCUCUCUGAGGUACCCUUGGGUUGAUGAGAUGGAGAAAUGGAUCCCAGAACUUUCUCCAGAGGAUAUCGUCAUUAUUCAGAAUAAAACUGACACCUGGUAAGUGGCAUGCUAUCAGUCGCAUUGCUUUGCCAUCCAAACAGUAGCUCUGAAGCACUUAAAAUGGUGUGGUCUUUUUGCUGUACUUACAAAUCUACUUCCAUUGUUAAGAGCGUGCUGGUCUGGUUUGGAUAUCUCACUAAGCCAUGAUUUAGUCCAACAUGCAGAAACUGUAAUGAACCUGAGCAAGCCCUCCUGCCCAUUUCUGGCAUACUUGGAAGGAGAACUUUAGCAGCCUUUUGUUUUGCUUCCACUGAAUCUUGGCUUGUUGUUGCUCACACACCAGGCAUUGUGGUUUAGUUUCAAAGCAAAUCAACUUCAAACCAUGCAUUCUGAAGCUGCCUUGUUAAACUAGUCAUUGUGUGAUGUGUGAACACAACUUCUGUGUGUUUGAAUAUCCAUAAGCACUGCUUUACUUCCUUUACUUGUGACAGCUUUUGGUUCGGUAUCUACUAUUAUCCUCUAUAUUAUGAGUGAAGUAUCUCAACUUUCUCUGAUGUUUCUUUUUCUGAAUUAAUUAAUAUAAAUAAAAUACUUUCAAAAGCUCAAACACUUUUGAAAGCAAAACACGUCAGGGUUAAUUGAAGUACAAAACAAGAGCUGUAUUAAAUUCUAUUGCAUAUUUUGCCAGUCUUCUUUUGGCAACCUAAAACUUCUGUGUUGUAUCCAGCAGAGUAAACACAAGCUAGAUAAAUAUAAAUUAACGGAAUUCAGCUAGUUUGCCAUUUACCUUUACAGCAAUCCAUUUAUAACUUGAUGAAUGUAUGUUUUGCUCUCUCCUUUUUCCUAGGAGAAUACCUACAAGCAAAGUCACUGUUCUGGGUUAUGGCUUACUAACUUCAGAUGCAAAGACUUUAACAGAAGCUCUGUACAAACAGAAUUUCAAAGUGGUGGUAGUUGAUGAAUCGCACUACAUGAAAUCCAGAAAUGCAUCUCGCAGCAACAUUUUGUUACCUAUUGUACAGAAUGCCACUCGGGCCAUUCUCCUCACUGGAACUCCUGCGUUGGGAAGACCUGAAGAGGUGCUGAAUAUCACUAUGUGAUGCCUGGUUCACAUAUCACAGCCAAGCCAUGCUGGUCCACUGGGAAUAUACUUUGAGCGUGUGUCUUCUAUUCCCCUUGCACUGGGUUCCUUAUCUCACUUUAUGGUAACCCUAAGUUGCCAUGAUGUCUGCUUUCCAAUUACAUGGUUUGCAGCAUCCAUAGUUAGUCUGAUUAGGAUGACUCGGCAAACUGUAGGGGCCACAAACCAAACCAGGAAUAGGGGACAAGAAAUUGGAAAAAAAGGAAGGGGAGGUAACACAGGCAUCCAAAGCACAUUCCUGACUUGCUAUGACAUCUGAACUGGGCAUAAAAGUGAAAUAAUUUUAUUUAUUUUAUUUAACAUAUAUAUAUAGAGAGAGAGCACUUAAUCAUCAAAACAUCUAAGCAGCUUACAAAAUAGUAUAAAAUAUGUAUUAUGAAUACAAAUAAAAUAUACAUAGUUUCUUCCUUUAUAUUGUACAGUGUAAUUCAGAUUAUUCUAUAGUUUAAUACAUCUUUUGUACUGCUUACCAUAAGGAUUUGUGCAGAGCACAUUUUUAGAACUAUGGGUAUGACACACUUGGGCUGGAGUAGAUGAGCAUAAUUCCCUCUCAGUAGAGAAAUGGUGGACUAUUGCUGUGGUAGAAAGCAUUUAAGACUACAUAAGCAGUAAGGUGAUAAAACAAGACACCAUUUUAUUGAAUUUGAAAAAAAACAACCAUUUGGUAUAAGCUGUUAGACAAUUCCUAGACUAUGCAGCUGUAGCCAGGGCAAGGCAUCUAAUUUUGUGCUGGUGAUGUCAGAGGGGCUACUUGGAAGUUGCCCAUGACUGUGAUGCAAUUUUCGGAAUGGUGCUGGUUAUGCUCAUAGAAGCAGAAUGAGUGUCUUUCAGAUUUUGAGAAAAUGGUCAUCUUAAUAAUGUCCGCUUACAAUGGUUUUUACAGCUUUUCAUGCAACUUGAAGCGAUUUGCCCACAAAAAUUUGGCACAUGGACUGAAUAUGCAAAAAAGUAUUGCGACGCGCAUUUCAGGUACUAGUAUUUCAGCACCUUUUACUUCCCUAUUGAUGUUUGUUUUUCCCCUCUUGAUCAUUUUACUGAUUUAAUUGCUUGGGAUUGUGAUGGACAACCUUUUUCUGUAGAGGCUCUAAAUCUUCAAGAAGUAAACUUUCAGGGACUAUGUAACUGUGGUUGAUUGGGCAAACCCCUUUUCUCUCCUUCUGCCUCUCCCCCUUUCCUCGUCUUCUCCCCUUUCUAACUGCAAGAAACUGGGCUGAGCUGUGGUUUAAGAUUUCAUGUCUGGGUUCUAUAUUCUUCAUGGGCUGGAUUCAACUAACCCAUUGUGUGAGCAGAAGCCAGCGAAAGGACUCUCACUAGUGCAUCAGUGUUCCCACCACCACCACCACAUGGCCCCUGAACUUCCCCCAAAUCCAUUCUGAAACCAGAACAGUAGGUGGAGGGGAGGAGAAGGGAGAUAGUUCCAUCUGGCAAGCAAAAAUCUUUGUGUCUCCUUAGCACUACUUUGAAUACUAUCCCAAGGUUUUAUUUAUGAACUGUCCAGAUAGCUUGUUGUUAAUGGGUGGUGCAGUAAUCUUACAAGUAAGGGGAAUAAUAAUAAUAAUAAUAAUAAUAAUAAUAAUAAUUUAUUAUUUGUACCCCGCCCAUCUGGCUGGGUCUCCCAGCCACUCUGGGCGGCUUCCACAGAAACCAAAAAUACAGUAAAAUCACACAUUAAAAACUUCCCUGAACAGGGAAUUAAUAGCUCACCAUUUUCUGGGUUAGGAUGCAUUAUAGGCUCAAGGUUUUUUUGCAUGCACACCAAAUCUUUCCCCAUGUUUCUUCAUGCUGAGUCUCACAUUGGGGGGUCCCCUUGUGAGGCUGUUUAAGGUGCUGGUUUUGACCUUUAAAGCCCUAUGCGGCCUAGGACCCACAUACCUACAGGACCACCUCUCCUGGUAUGUCCCACGGAGGACCUUAAGGUCCACAAAUGACAACACCUUGGAGGUCCCAAGUCGCAAGGUGGUUAGAUUGGUCACCACUAGGGCCAGGGCCUUUUCAGUACUGGCCCCGACUUGGUGGAACACUCUGUCACAAGAGACUAGGGCCCUGCGGAACUUGACAUCUUUCCGCAGGGCCUGCAAGACAGAGCUGUUCCGCUUGGCCUUUGGUUUGGACUCAGUCUGACCCUUAUGUCUUCCCUCCCCUUACGGUUUUGAUCUAUGGGCUACUUUUAAAAUGAGAUUGCAUUUUAACCUGUAUUUUAAAUUGGGUCCCCCCCCAUUAUGCUUCUAUUGUAAUUUUACUGGUGUUAGCCGCCCUGAGCCCAGCUCUGGACGGGGAGGGCGGGGUAUAAAUUAUUAUUAUUAUUAUUAUUAUUAUUAUUAUUAUUAGGAAUGUUUUGCUUAUGACAGGACUGAGAAACUCCAUGAGUGCAUUUUGGCUUGCCACACAGAAUGACUCCCCCCGCCCACCCAAACAUGCUCUUCCAAUCCCGUUAGGGCCAAUUUGUUGGGGCGGGGUGGAGGGCAGGGAAGGCCCUGUUGCACAAGAGGAAGGUUUUGCUCAGGGUUUCCACUGACAGGACCAAUUAGUUGAACCCUCUUCUCUUGAACCAGCUUUGGCUUUGCUACAAGAACUGAAUCCACACACAAAAAGGAACACAUAAUUUGUUUCAAACGUCAUACUAUCAUUUUGUUACCUAAUUUAUGAAGGAAUUUGGUUCAGCAUGUUUAGGGAAGUUUUUAAUGUUUUAUCGUGUUUUUAGUCUGUUGGGAGUCGCCCAGAGCGGCUGGGGUAUAAAUAAUAAAUUAUUAUUACUACUACUAAAUUUUGUGUUUCUGCAACUUGAUUAAGAGAUCAGCAACAUUGUGGCUGCAACAGACCACUGAGAUACUCCUUUAUAUGGUUUGCUCUUUUUGCAGAGGUGUGGACUGCUGAUCAAAUAGACUUGUGUGCUUCUUCUUUGUAAAAUCAAAUGCUAACUAAUGUUGAUUUAAAUUAAGUGUCCUAUUUUUCACUGCUCUUUAAUUGCUCCAGAUUCUUUGGUAAAAGACGACAGUGGGACUGCAGAGGAGCCUCAAAUUUAGAUGAACUGCACCAGUUGCUAAGUGAUAUAAUGAUUAGGCGUCUGAAAAAUGAAGUUUUAACUCAGUUGCCGCCUAAAAUCAGACAACGGAUUUUUUUUUAUCUUCCCCAAACUGCUGCUACGGUAAACCAGUGUACUAUUAGCUGUGUGAUGGUGGUGAUUCAUUUUUAUGGUUUUAAGUGUUGUGUGUAGUAUACACACAGAAUUACCUCGCUCUGAAAACUCUCGUUGUGUGACUUGACUACAUUUUUUUAGCAGUUCUAUUCAGUGCGACCCUAUUCAAGAACCUCAGCCUGUGUGGUUAAAAAAUUAGGUUCGCCCAAGUAUAUAACUCAAUGAUUUCAGUGUCUCCCUGACAACUUUAAUAAAACUUAGUACAGCUGAACUCUUAGGAACUUAACAGUACCUUUUAGAAGUAGCGUUUAACCUCUCUUUCAGCGAUUACUCUUUCAGCGGUUACUGAAAGAAGCGGUAACCAAUAACUCCUAUGAAAACAGUAUCACUUUUUGCUAGUGGUGAUAUUCAGUUAUCUAUUAAAACAGGGUUUAGAAGUCUUGUUUUGCAUUUACUGCCAUAAUUCUAGGAGAACACUCUCUUCCUGCCUCGAACUUUUGUUUGAAUACUUUAGCAAAUUGGAAAGCAUACUUUUAUACACAGUUAAGUCCCAGUAUGAACUUUGUGUAAGAUUUAGUAGUAAUGGGCACUGUCCAGGUAACCAUGGGUGGCGUCCAGUGCAGGGCUAAGUGGGAAAUGUACAUGAGGACUGAGAUCCACUUACAUAAUGGGACUUCUCUCCAUACCCGCCUCCCCCUCCCACUGCACCUGUUCUGGGGGUUCCUUCAACCCCGCAGAGCAGAUUUAGGGGCCUGGGGAGGAGGGAAGAGAGGGCGGGAAAGUCCUUCUGUGCAAGCAGACCUUGUUCCACACACAACAACAACAAGAACAACAACUUAGUUGAAUACUGCCGCAUGGAACUGAUGCAUGCUCAGUGCAGCUUUCAACACAUUUUAAGAACCAAGAAUCCCACUGGGUAAUUUCAGAGGUACUUUGAGACACGGCACAAGGAGAAUUCAUGGUCUUCUCACUUGGUGCCAACAGCUACUAAAGUCAGAGUUUAUUCAUUUAAAAUAGCGUUAUGACUAAUGGUCUGAAACAAUGACAAUUGCUGUAUUUUAAAUAAGUAGCACAAUAAGUUGCACCGAAUUAAUAAGCACAACAGUGAAAUGUUUCGUUAUGUUUGCAAAGGCAUUAAAGCAAGGUGCUGUAAAAGUAUAGCCCUGAGACCAAUGUGCUUCACUGUUUUUUAUUUCUUCACCAGCUUUCAGUUCUUUUUGAGCCUUGAAGAAGGGGUGUUUUUAGCCAUUGAUAUAUGACUGAAACAGAAUGAGCUGUAAAUUCUUUUUAUUUUGAUAUUUUUGUCCCGAGCUUGUCUUAGGCUUCUAUUCUUGGCAGCAACAUGUGACUGACCUACCUCUGCACUAGCAUUCCUCUGAAGAAGCUGGCAUCUUUAGGGACUGUUGUUUUUCUCUUUUCUUCUUGGUAGCAAAAGUAGGGCAUGAUUCAGAGAAACAGUAAUUGUUUUGCCCUUUCACAUUUUUUGCCUCUAAAUAUUGCCAUUCCCUCCUGUGCAGGAAUUAAAUGCUAGCUUUGAAGAGUGGGAGAAAUUAAUGAGAGCUUCAAAUUUAGAUUCUGCGGAAAGUGACUUUUUCCAGGUGAUGAGCCUAAUUACAAGCAUGUUCAAGCAGACUGCCAUUGCCAAGGUAAUCUUGACCUGUCUUGCCAUUUUUAACAUUUAUUUAAAGAAUUGUACUGCCUUUUCCUAUAUACACAAAUUUGUCAGUCCAUUUGUUAGAUUGUCUCUUCCUGUAUUUUCCUGAAAAUUAUAGCAGCCCAGUAUAAAGUGAUUUUUUUGUCACUGUAUUUUGUCUUGUAUCAAACUAUCAUGGCAGGCAUGGGGGGUGAACCUCAGGCUCAGGGCCCAAAUUUGACCCUCCAGCCAUCUCUGUCUGGCCCUCAGAGCUCUCUCUAGGCCCCACUCCUCACCAGCUGUGCUUUUCACCCUCCUUGCAUACUUUCCUUGUCUGGAAUGUGUCCUGGAAUGGUGAGGGAGCCUCUCGCUUGCCUGUAUAGAGACGUCUGGCUUCUGUGAGGCAGCAGUGUAGCCCACUGUACAGCGGAAAGGUUUGCAUCCAUUGCUCUGGCCAGCUGUUGCCUCUGGACUAGCUUGCCACUGGCCCAUGGCCCAUGAGGGAAUGAGUCCCUCAGAGUGAAAGAAGUAUGGUUUUGAAUAGCGUGCGGGAUCCAAAGACACCCUUUGGUGAACAGAAUUCCUUCCAUUUUUGGAAGGGGCUCUGAUGUAUCAGGGCUUCUUCUGCAAAUGGAAGUGCAAGAUCAUUUUUGCAGAUUUUCCCUGCAGGCUGUGCACCACCUCCCACGCUGUUUCAGCGUUUUCCCCCAAAUGAAGGGCUGCAGGAGCUAUUAGCAAAAACAAUCAAACCCCUCUCUCCCACCUUUCCCCACUUCCAUUCAUGGAAGCCUACACUGGGUCACACAGGUCAUCUGAGAACAGAAGGACCUUGGUUCCUACCUAUUGUCGUAAAGUAUCUCUGAAUUAAUGAGCAGUAUCCAGUUACACUGAAGAUAAACUCUUGUCUCUAAUUUGAGAAUACAGGUUCAGGCUUUAGAUAAGACAAGGCCACACUUUUAACUUUGUCUUUCAACUUAGUAGACAGUGUUCAUGUUUUAAUUAUCUCACUUGGCACUGUCUUUAGCUGCAAAUUUAUUUUCAGUGCCAAGUUGCGUUCCUGACUGCUUUUUAAGGGGCAGGCAGUAUGUAACACAGUGUACUUGUAGUAAUAACACUUUGUGCUGAUUCCAGAGAACUGUAGUAGUGGCUCACUUACAGUCCUCCUCUGUGCUUCAGCUCUCAUUAUCCCCAAUAGAAGUGCCAUCUUCUAAAAAAUAACAUAGAGGGGGCCCAACACAAUGUCCUGAUGUCACACACGCAACAUUGCACGAUGUCCUGAUGUCGCUCUGCAUUUGCUUUGAACAGUAGGGGGUCCUGGCCCACUCAAAACAAUGAGGGAGGCUUGGCCCCCAGGAGUUGGCGUGCAUGAUUCCCACAAAACCAAUCCUGAAGGUCAGGCAUCCUCAGGAAUAGAAUGGGAUGUGGCCCAGCUGAUAAGAGCUGGGAUUCAGCAGAAAUAGUUAUCCCCUUUGGACAAGCAGAAGUGUCUUUCCAUUCUCACAGUCUGCCUUCAGAUACAACCCUUAGUGGAUCUACACUGAUGAUGAUGAUGUGCCAGUAAGAUAUAUCUGUAAGAUAACGUGAUGCAUAGAUUGGCUUUUUGUUUGCUUGGCACACUUCAGAUAAUGGAUAUUGUUCAAACCGAGAGAGGAAAUUAACCUUGUAUGCUAAUGUAGUUUUCUCUUUUACAUCAAGACAAAUUACUUUGUUUUAUCCUUUUAACUGUUUUAUUACAACAAAAUUCCAAGGUUCUUUGUAUGUUUUAGGCAGGAGCAGUAAAGGAUUACAUCAAAAUGCUGCUUCAGAAUGACAAACUGAAGUUUCUAGUCUUUGCUCAUCACUUAAGCAUGCUUCAGGCAUGUACAGAGGCAGUGAUAGAAAGCAAGGUAAGCGUGGCUUAUUUUCUUCCACUGCUUUUUAAGGAUCUUACUAUCGAGCUCUAAACCCGUACGCAUUCUUUUUGGUGCUUGCUUUAAAAAAUGCUUGCUUUUUUAAAAGUCUGCGUUUGUCGCAUCUUGGCUGUUCAUAUGCAAAGACAAGGAUUUCCUUUAACUUCGGGUAAUGCUUUGGUUUUCUUACUUCACAGGUUCGAUAUAUUCGAAUAGAUGGAAGCGUACCUUCAGCAGAAAGAAUCAGCCUUGUCAAUCAGUUUCAGAAGGACCCAGAUACUAGGGUGGCCAUUUUGAGCAUUCUGGCUGCUGGCCAGGUAAGGACUAACAAUAUACAGGAUACAACUUGUGAGUUACUGCUUAUGGCAUUUGAACUGUUAAUCUGUAUUGCCACUGACUUCUUUUUUUAAAACCCUAUGGGGCACACUGUAAGGCAAAGAGCUUGGUCAGUGAAUUGACAGGUGUCACAGAGACCACUUUGUGUGUGAGAAAUUCCAGAUGAAACUGCUGAAUUAAAGCACUAUGUAGAGUUGUACAGUAAUAUCACCUCUGGUCAUUAUGCUGAUGUUACGCAACAGUUUGGGGGGCGGGUCAUGAUCCUGCAGCAAUUAAUUUAGCAAAUCUGUAUAACUAAGGAAAAAGUUAACUAGUUUCUCCCAUAGCCUAACCCUGAACAAUAACCCGUUCCUAUGUUUCGUUAUGGUAUUGUUUCUCACUCUAUCAGCAUAGGUCAAAGGAGUUCCUUAAAUGUAGUAUCUCAUGACCAGCUCUUCAGUAUAUACCCAUAGACAUAAGAAUUUUAAGAUACGGUAUGGGAAAUACACGAACAUUCCUAUUCUGUUCCCUCAAAAGUCAGUUUCAGCAUUCAGGCCUAUAUUUAACGAAAUGGUUAUAUAGUUCCCAACAGCUUGUUUGCUUUUCCCAGCUUGGUCUCUGCAGUGGACAGUAGUCUGUUGUAACAUGGCUGCCACCACAAUAAAAGUACAAAUGCAUUGUCCCCACACAUGUCUGCGAACUAAUUUUCUGUGUUCAGGGGAAUAAACCCGUAUGGAACCCACAUGACUGGGGGGAAUUUAGCUCAAGCAUAAGAGGGACUGUCCCUGCUGUGGCCCUGGCUCUCUUGUGCCAGGUGACAGGCUGCUGUGAGUCUGGCACAGCUGGCCCAGAAACGAGUGCAUUUACAAAAAAAUAUACAUGCUUAAUUUAAGGACGUCAGUCUAAGUAGCAGGGUGCCUGCAUGAGGUACUCAGGGUGGAGCAACUGAGAUAAGAGGAUUUCCAGAAGCCGGUUUUAUUGAUCAUAGAAUCAUAGAGUUGGAAGAGACCACAAGGGCCAUCGAGUCCAACCCCCUGCCAAGCAGGAAAGGUAGAUACAAAAGAAAAAUCCAUGAUUACUACUGAAAGCUGUUGAGAGGAGAAGGGAGAAGUUCAGAGGAGGGAUGAGAAGUGAGAUGGCAGUGAGCCCAAACAGUGAUGGUUUGGCAUUUGCAGGGAAAGGGUGAGUCUGAAAGUGGUGGGAGAUGGCAGGAGAGUAAGCAAGGGUGGGAGGAAGUUACGCCUUUCCUUCCAUAUGAUCUACCUGAAACUUAAAGAGACCUUAGUGUCAGGCUGUGGCAAGGUUUUGCUGGAAGGGAGGAGUGCAAGGUGGGAGGUGGGCCCCAACUUGGGAGUUCCUAAACCCAGGCGGGCAGUGGGAGCCAGCAGUAACUGGAAAUGCAAUUUGUCAUAAUUCCUUAAACCAUGUUGGCUAACCAUUUUCAGACUUAACUGAGCCUUCUGAGCCCAAGGCAUUACGUGAGGACUCUCUGGCAAAAGCAUUAAAUACCUUUCCCUUUAGUCGACUCGGCUUUCCAAGCUGGAGCCUUCAUUUUUGUCUUUAUUUGUAGGGAUUAACCUUUACUGCUGCCACUCAUGUGGUUUUUGCUGAACUAUACUGGGACCCUGGACACAUAAAGCAAGCCGAAGACAGGGCGCAUCGGAUUGGACAGUGCAGUUCUGUGAAUAUCCAUUACCUUAUCGCAAAUGGGACGCUGGACCCUCUUAUGUGGGGAAUGUUGAAUCGCAAGGUAUGUUUUCGCACUCAUUGGCAGACCUCACUGUCCAAAGCACUGCUCUAAGAUACCGACUGUAAUAUCUUCCUUACAUUGUGAGUGUAAUAUCUUCCUUACAUACACCUAACAACCCUAUUUUCUAGAUUGUCCCCUACCCUAAUUCCUCCUUCCCUAGUCACUUCAUAUGACGUUUGGUUCUUGGGAGGAGGCAUGAACUCUGUAUCCGAAGAAAAGGUCAAUAAAUGAUAGAAUUUAAAAUUCCUUUGGCUACAGAAUUAAACAGAGUUUGUGUGUAUUUUUUAAGCAGGUUUUUAAAAAACAAACGAACAGGUAAGACAGUUGAGAAUGUCCUGUUAAUAAAGUUUGUGUGUUUAUAAAGCAUUAGUACCAAAGCUAAAACUUCCUCAAAACCAUUUUAGGUCUAAAUAUAUUGGGUAGCAUGUGGGAAGUAAAGCCAAAAAUCUAGCUUUGAUGACUAAAAGGUGAAUUUGAAAACAAGAUGAACUGAACCAUUAAGAAGAAUAUAAGACUGACAAGUAGUUUUGUAUCCGUAAACCUGUCUCAGAGAAGGCAGAGAAGACACAUGACACUUCUUAGAGGUACCCCGGCCUCUUAAGCGAGAUGGGCGCGCAACCCCAGAGUCGCACACGACUGGCCCGUACGCGCAGGGGUACCUUUACCUUUCUAUGCAUAUACUUCUGAAGUGGUUCAGUUUUAAAACCACCAUAUAAAUAUCACCACUAAAACACAGAGCCAGUGAUGCUUUCUAAAAUUCACUUUACAAAAGCCCAUUUCAACAAGUCAGCAACAGAUAUUAUCUAUAGCCUGUGCUCCCCUUUGAUCUGUUUAUGACUGACAGAAGGACUUCUAAAGCACAGUGUCUGGAAGCCUUCUAAAACCUGGAAAGUGAGCUAGUCCUGCUGGUCCUUCUUGUGUACAGAGCACCAUAAAUACUGGGAAGGCUGUCGGCCUUGUAGCCAUCUGCCCUGUACUUCAGAUGGAAGAGAAAUCCAUAACAGGAUUCCCUCAGGUAAACUUAAAGCAGGUGUGGGGAACCUUUGACCCUCCAGAUGUUGCUCAACUACUUGGCCAUGGACAACGCCCAUUGCCCCCAAGCAAGCAUGGCCAAUGGCAAUAAGAUAAAUGGUAGUAAAUAAUAAAAUGCUAUUUAUUUUAAGACAUGUUAUUUGUUGUAAUACACUUUUUUUAGUCUACAUAACCAGGGGGCAUAGGGCAUGCAGUCUGGUUGGAAUCUUCACCUUUGGAAAUGUAAUUGCUUAUUUUAGGUGGUUGAUGAUGAACCAAAUGGGUUGGGUAGCAACCCUUGUCAUGUGACGGAGGCAGGAGAGCAAAGGACUCUGGGAGGCAGGCUCAGUCCCCUCAGUUAUUUUCUCUGAUGGAACAGAUCAUUUCUCAAUUGCUUUUUUCCGUCCAGAAGUAGAAUUAAUUUUGCUUCUGAGACAAAGGGGCUGCCUACUGCUGCCCCUGCUCUGGCAUUAGAAGAGGCUUAGCAAGUUCAUUGGUUUGGGGUAGGAAAGAAUAGUUUCUGGACUCCACAACUACUAUGCCCCAGCCCUAUGCACCACCCUAGACAAGCAUGGGCUGAAGUUAUGUUGUCAAGUGUGAAACCGUUUUUAAUCUUUCUGCCUGCAGGCCAAUGUUACUGGGACCGCACUAAAUGGCAAGAAAGAAAAACUGCAGGCGCAAGAAGGUGACAAAGAGAAGUGGAAUUUCUUGAAUUUUGCUGAAGCAUGGAUCCCAAAUGAAAACCUAAAUGAGUUAAAGAAUGAAGUUUUAUUCACUCAUGUAAGUACAAAAAGAGAUCAUGUGUGGUGCUUAACAUGUUCAUGUAUUUCUGAAGUCUGGGCAUUCACAUAGAAGUAAUAUGAAUUGCCAUUUUGCCAGGACUACAUACUUAUACUUCCUGCUUUGGUUUGCAGGCAUGUUAGUACCUGAGAUUCACAGGACAUCCUAUAUGUACCUAUAUUCUCUUGUUGUUGGACAAGUCUGGGUUGCUUUGCAAUUUGAUUUUUUAAAAAAAUCUAAAAACAAAUUGGACAAUUUAAACUUUUAUUAGCUGUAUUCAAAUAGUCUGUCCAUCUUUAUUCUGUUCAAAUGACCCGAAACCAUGGAACCCACCUGGGACUUUCAUUGCCAAUAAGCAGUUUCACGUCUUAUUGAUUAUAACAGAAAUGUUUAUACAUGCAUACACAUACCCUUCAUUUUAGUUUAAUUGCAGCCAUUUAUUUGCUUAUUUUGCGCCUGAACGUAUGUCAGUCUGUAUGGAUACUAUCCAAUUGGUACCCGUGCACUUGUCAAAAUGCUUUUGAUCUGGCAGAGACAUCUGCUAAUACAGUAUAGAUAUUGCCGAUGUGGCACCAUCAUAAGCUUCAACUAUCCCCCGGUGUCUACAAAGCCUUGGAGACCCACCACCCCCUUUUUCUCCCUUGCAAAAUACAAAACGCUGAAGGAGGAAUUAGAAAAUGGUGCUCUUUCCCACUUCCUGUUUGAACUCUAUGCCUUUCAAGGCUCAGAUUAAUCAUACUGGGUCUGGCUUUUACACAAAUCUUUGGAAAAGUGAAGUGUAUUUGUGUGUGCCCUUUCUUUCUUUCUUUCUUUCUUUCUUUCUUUCUUUCUUUUUCUCUCUCUUUGUCUGAAAGGAGCUGAUCUGUGGGAGGGAGGGAGAAUUGAGUACAUGAAUCAGAACUGAGUACAUGAAUCAGAUCACUUCCAUGGAUGCUAGGGCACCAAUUAGAGAUACAUAAGCGCACAAAAUAGUAAUUUCAAGAUCACUGCCACAGUCAUACUUAGUGUGGCAGUCAAUUAAGUUUUACUUAGAGUAUAGACCCAUUGAAAUUAAUGACUGUGACUAAGUUAAGUUCAUUAUUUAUUUUUAUGUACUUAUUUAUUAAAUUUACAUUCUGCUAUUCGUCCGAGGAUCCCAGGGCACAGUAUAAAAACACAAAAAAAUACAUAACACAGUAGCAAACAAAGCAAUAAAAAAACCCAUACACAGACUGUUUAAAAAGCCAAGGAUUGUUUAAUUAGUCUAAAGCCUAGGAAAUGAGGGAUGUUCUCACCUGGUGCCUAAAGAUAGGUAAUGAAGGUGCCAGGAGAGCUGCCCUAGGGAGAGAAUUCCACAAAUGAGGAGCCCCCACGGAAAAGGCCUGUCCUCAUAUUGCCACCCUCCAGAUUCCUCAUGGAGGGGGCAAAUAAUGGCCUCUGAUGAUCACAAGGUCCAGGUUGGUUCAUAUGGAGAGAAAUGGUCCCUUGAGGUAUUAACUUCAUUCAUUUCAGCAGGUCUAUUCUCAGUAAAACUUAGCUGAAUACCGCCCUUCAUAAUUUUUUGUAGUAAAGAAAAUUUGCUUGAUUCACUUGUGAAAUGUUGCUUCUGAUCUCUGCUUCGUAAUACAGCUGCCUACCAAAAUAAUUUGGUGAGUGGUUGUAUGAGUGCUUGGAAGUUGUUCCUUCAGUUUAUAUCAGCUAUUGUAAUUUGAUUCCAAAAUCUCAUCAACAGUUUGUGAACUGACUAGGAGUUUGCUAUAACUUCUGUGUGAAUACAUUAAUUUCAUACUUUUUAGGGUUGUUGGUUUUUUUUAAAAAAAAAACCUAUGGAUUUAUUAUGGUGCUAACUCACCUGGGAUUUUGCCAGGUCACUGGUUACUACUGUGCAGCAAAUGUAGUGCAUCCUGCUGCCAUUUAUCAGUAUAUCAUACCCGAAAAGGAUCCUCAACAGAUUUGGUACAGCCAAAAUCCACUUCUUCAAGCAGUAGCCUCAUUGUAAAUAUGAAUAAUACCCUUGGAAUGACUGCAGAGCAGGUCACCGCUCUGUGCCAGACUAAUUUGAGUACUCAAUAUGUUGUCUGUAUGAUACAUCAAUUAGCCUGUGGCUUUAUAAGGCAGUUCAGUUAAUCUUAAAUACAGAAAGGCUGCAUGUGCAUACGCUGCAAGAUUGGAGACAUAUAACCUUUUGCUUUAACAUGCAGAAAUGGCUUUGCAGUUGGGUGGUUCAUUUAAGCAUAAUACAAGAAGGGGGAGAUUCGUUCUUAGGUUUCAGGUUCUGAGACCCAAGAUGGCAUGCAAAUCCAAAGCAAUUUAACAUGACUCCAACUGUGUUAUAAUAACCAAAAUGGCAAUUAAAGUUAAUAUGUUUUUGACUGUGUGAUUCCUUUGACCAAGCUGGGAACAUUAAUCAUUUGCAUGCAGUUACAGUAUUGUGAAGAUCUAUUUAGCCUAUGAGUUAAGUAAGAACCGUUUGUAAACUGCAAAAAUAACUCUGGACUUUGGCUGGGAUGGGGAUAUUGGCUACCAUUCUGGAACAGGCACCAUGCCUCUCCUCUCUUCCAGGCAACCACAAUUAGAGAGCCAGUGUGGUGUAGUGGUUAAGAGCGGUAGUCUCGUAAUCUGGGGAACCGGGUUCGCGUCUCCGCUCCUCCACAUGCAGCUGCUGGGUGACCUUGGGCCAGUCACACUUCUUUGAAGUCUCUCAGCCUCACUCACCUCACAGAGUGUUUGUUGUGGGGGAGGAAGGGAAAGGAGAUUGUUAGCCGCUUUGAGACUCCUUAAAGGGAGUGAAAGGCAGGAUAUCAAAUCCAAACUCCUCUUCUUCUUUCACCUUCACCUUGUGUUUAACCAUAGUUUAAUAUGUCAUCCAAGCUAUUAUUCAUCUUAACUGAGGUUUGUUGAAACAAACCAGUUUUAUAAACCAUGGCUGAAAGCUGAUUUAUUCCAAACAAACAAAGUUAUUACAUUUAACCACUGUUUGUCAGGUUAUGAUGACUCGAGAAGCUGUAAUUAAUCCAAAAAUCACACUGAAACCUUCCAAACACCUUGAAGCCAUACCAGAGCAGGUGAAGGGCAACACAAGACCUCAAGCGGGGGUGGGGGGGGAGGAGGCUAGGCUUGUUCCCAUCAUAAUAAACUCAAGGUUGGGAAGCUCAGGCCUCAGGAUUUCUUUACAUGUCCCUCAAGACUCUCAGUAGGCCAUACCUCUCACUGGUCCUGCCCCUCCUCAAGUGGCAAUGUCUCUUACUUGUCUUGGUGGUGGGUGAAAGCUCUGGUUUUUGUGUAGCUAGAAGGUAGUCUACUGUAUAAAGGUAAGCCACAUUUACUGCUCAGGCCACUUUUGCUCCCAUCUACCACUGGCAUGGGCCCCCGGCAUAAUGCAGUCAUUGGGUUGAAAAAGCCUUUCUGCCUUUGCAAUAAGUUUUACUCAGAGUAGACCCAUUGACCUUACGUUUAUUCUAACAAACAAACUAAUGGGUCUAUAAUUGGCAGGGUUUUUCUUAUCACCCUUUUUAUAUAUUGGGACAAUUAUACUCAGCUUCCACCCUUCAGGUAUACGACCUGAGCUGUUAAUGUAUGAAAACAAUUUUGCAAAAAUGGGUGAUCAGAAAUCAGGUCUUAUCUUAUAGAUCUUCAUUGGGAUCAUGUCUUCUCCUGGAGCUUUAUUAGCUAGUUGGCUUGCGAUUAGCCUCUUAAUCUGAUUGGGCGUGACGUCUGGCCAUUCUGGCAGUUCUAAUAACUGAGUAUCGUAAACUUGUGGGGGUGAGUCAGGACAGGGGCCAUAUAUUCCUGUAAAAUAUGUCACCCAAUCCUUUCCUUGGACAGAUGCUUCUAACAAGUAGCCCAGCCCAUUUGUACCUUGGGCAACCAGAUGCCAAAAUUUCCGGAGCUUAUGUUUAUUGAUUUCUGCAUGGCUGCUAUGAGUAAAAUGUAGUUGAAUACCACGCCAAUCCCAUGAUUUUAUCAUGACACCAGGCUUCAACCAUUGGCUUCACUGAAGCAGUUGAAACUGGUGUUGUACCUUGCUGAUUUCCCAUGUAGCAUCCGACUUUCUCAGUAGCAUAAAUCAAAUCAAUAAAAUUAAAAUUCAUAAAUUAAAUUAAUGCAUACCUGCUAAUGUGUCUUUCAUGGGAAGCCAUAUCUUAGCAAGACAGAACAUAAACUUUUUGAGUGUUGCACUGACAGCUUGCCGUAAAUAAUAAACACAACAAUAGGUUAGGAAGUAGUCUAGAAUCCACCAGAUUGGAAUAUUGGUCCUAAUAUUUUCUUGAUAUGUCAAGUUUUUCCACUUAAAAUUUGCUGUAUUAAAAGACUACCUAUUGGGGAAACGCUGCAGUUGGAAAGGUUAAUAAAUUAAGAAAUGGAAGAAUGAGACAAUAGUUUGCAAUGAAAGAGAUGUAAUGGUUGUUUUAUUAUCUGCCCUAGUUUGAAAAGGAAAAGCAGCAUGAUAUUCGUGCCUUCCUUUCACCAAAACCAAAUGCUGAAAAAAAGCGAAAAACUCCGUCUUGUGAUAAGGCUUCAGGCUUCAGUCCAGCUUCUUCUCAAGCCUCCAUUGAAAUGGACCAGGCAAAUGGUGGUUCUUUGGACUCUGAGGAACUCGUUGAGAAGGACUUGCUUUGUAGAGAAGCAAAGAGACCAAGAGCCUUACUGCCAUCAACUCCAAAGAGCUCUCCUGAGAAAAAGAGGAACGCUUCAUUUGGAAAAACAAACCUUCCCAUUACAAAAGAAACCACACAAGAAGGUUUUGGCACACCAGUACCUAAUUCAAGCAAAGGAUGCCCUUCUGAGGCAACCUGGCGCUGCAACCUCUGCACUUUCAAUAAUAAUUCAUUGCUGCCUUAUUGUGAAAUGUGUGAAUCUCCUCGGAGAAAGAACAGUAAGUAAGCCCCGGGCUCCAAUUAAGAUCUCCUUUCUUUCUUGUUUUAAAAAGCCAUUUUUAAAAAUGGCACGAAAGAAUGCUUAAAAAUAUGAAGUAUUUGAGGGGAAACUUGUGACUAUUUGUCUUAAAAUUUUCAGAAAAAGCUUCCAAAAUUUUCACUUUGCCUCUAAAGUAUAACAUGCCAUACAUUCAGUGGCAAUGGGUGCCUCUGAUAUUACCAAGGUGUAAAUGUAAUGCUUUGUAGUAGAAAUUCAAUUUCCAUGGCACCUUACUUUUCCCAGUCCUCUUCAGGAAAUAACACUUCUUUCCACAAGUCCAUGAAACGCAUGUAUUUCAUUACUAUUCUUGGUCAGACAAUGCACUGUAGCUAUCUCACUUAAUUACCUUAUUAGAAGAUGGGUCAUUUUAUUGGGAAUUGACUUCGAAAGGAUAUAUGGCAUUUUAUAUUUAUAAAGGAUACCUAACAUCCCUAAAUCCAAAAUUCAAUUUGUAUAAGGUUUUGUUCAUUUUUUUAAGUUUGGAUUUUAUCUGCAUGUGUUUGCCAUAUGUCCACCUUGUACACAGAGAAGCUCAUUGCCUUCCUACCUCUACCUCUGUUAGAACCUCCCAAACAGGGCUGCCAAAUCUUCCACACUUUACUGUUGCAGCUGCAGAAUUCUCUGUCCCCCAGACUGAAUUUCUUUUUCGGUAUAAGGGCCUGGAUCCAAAGCUCUCCCCUGCCUGCACAGGCAGAAGAGCAUUUCAGCCUGUACAAGAAGACUUCAUGAUGGCUCCCAGUCUCCCUCUUCCUGCUGCAGCCCUUAUCUCAUAGUAUCUCGCAUAUCUAAUUCUUCUCUUGAGGGCCUCAAAUACUCUGGAGCAGGUUUCUGAUGGACUAAAAGUGGGAAAGAGGGGAGAAGGUCUUCAUUUCAGGAAUGAAGCUUGUUUCGCACACAUUUGGAUCAAAGCCAAGGUUGCUGUUCAUGAAGCCUAUGCAGUGUUGUAAAUAAAAAUAUGCCUUUUCCCUUAUGGGGUAUCCAAGAGCCCAAAUAGAGCCCUUACAUAGGUUCCCUAUUGGUAGGAGAAAAUAACAGAGGCCAACCAGAGAAUAUUGAGAAGCAAAGCAGCUAGUAAGCCUGAUCUUUAUUGAUCUGUUGCAACAGGGUGCUCCCCUCACACACAGGAAAGGAGGAGGACCCAGAAAAAUGCUGUGCAAGGGCUUAUAAAGACUUUUGAAAUUCCCAUCCUGUAGAUCAAGACCACCCCCCAGAAACAUCAUACAUACAUCACAGGAGGGGUGUAACCUAAGACCACCCCUCAGAUACAUCACAGAAAAGGUGGUCUUAAAACAGAAAUUUCAAUAUUGUUUUUCUCUUGUCCUUGUUUAUUUCCUGUCUGGCAGGUUACUUGAUUGGAUAGCCUGAGGAGCCUGGCCAGUCUUUUGUAAUGAUAAGGCUCACACCCUUAUUCAAACACAGACAUACCCUUAAGACAGGAUUUGUGAAGGAAAAGACCAUGGGGAGGCUUUUCCAUUUUGACCUUGCAGAGAAAACAUUUGGUCAGUUUAGGAAUCAAAAUGGUUCCAGUUUGGUCUUCCUGUGCAUGUAUGUGCGGUUAUGAACAUUACCAUAUAUCUAAGACCAUAAAAUUCCUAUCACAGCAGUGAGUUGCCAAUCAUGCGGCAGCAGCCAGACAUAAAAGUUUUUUCUGCAUUGGGUGGCUGUAUAGCAUCAUCCUGUCUAAUGCCACUCUGUACUAGGAGGGAAAGAGUCAGCAGGCACGAGCUAUGGCCUGCCUUCUCUAUGGAGAACUGUCUAUAUAAUUGGUUGUGUUGGCAACUCUUCUUUUAAGAGCUAACUAGUGGACUUUGCUAGGAAUGCACUGUAGGCUUUGCUGUUACCUAUCAACCUAUGUGUAAGGGAGGGUUUACUACUGUUUUUGUGGUGUUUGUUUUUUAAACAUGUAUAGGUAUAAAGAACGAAAGCCAGAUCAGCAAUUCUGUUUCUCCGGGGAUUGGGGAAGAAAGCGCAGCCCGAGAGAUUAUAACCCUUAAUGAUACAGGAGGGACAGCCCAUAAAAGUUGCCGGAGAAAUAUCCUAGAGCAACCACUGACUGGGAUGUCCAGUGGAACGAAGGAAGACAUAAAUGAGCAAUCUAACUGUUGUGAGCAAGAGCUCAGAGUGGGUAAGGAAAACUGAUUUCCUUCUGGAGCAUAGCUACCUUGUGGUGAGCAUGUCAUUCUGUGUAUCAACUAACAUUUUAUUGUGUAUUCUCAUGCUCUGGGGAUCAGUACAUGCAGAAUAUUUGCAAGAGCCCCAGAAGUGGUGAUCAAAGGAGGGUAUUCAACUAAGUUUUGUUCAGAGUAGACCCAGUGAUAUUGAUAAAGAUGACUAAGUUAAGUCCAUUAAUUUCAGUAUGUUGAAUACCACCCACAACGCCUUAUAUAUACAUCUCAGAGAUCACGAAUAAUUCUGCACAUGAAAAAAGCCUUGAGAGAGUUCAGAGAUGGUGAAGCAGUUGCUCCCAGUAGAUUUGGGGGUUCUUUACAGAAUUGUGGUUUGUAAUGUAGCAAUUUGGGCAUAUUAUGAACAAAGUUUUUAAUAUGUGCUUCUUUAAGGAAAUUUUUUGUAAACAAGUAAAGCUUACUUAUGUUUAGCAAAGUGAGACAAAGUUAAAAAAAUGUGCCAUGAAACACUCUGCUGUUUAAUAUAGAAAACCAAUCAAGGGUCCAUUUGCCCACACCCAAAGGCCACUGCUGAGACUUGGACCUGGCACAAGUUGCCUCGAGACUCUGCUAUGCCAGUGUUUCAUGUCACACUUCUGUUUGGCACAACUGUCUUACACAAAAGCGAUUAUGCCACGAGAUUGCCAUGCUGCUUCAUAAAAACUAAAGUUCGACACAAACUGGUGGUGGUAGAGGAGUGAGAGCUUUCCUGCUCAUUGGGUAGAGCAUGCCUGUGCUAUAUUGUCUAAUCUGCCCUAAGGAGAAGAAAGGAGAAUGAGUUUUGAUGAAAGUCAUUUCACCUUUAUUUACAGAGCAUACAGAAGACUCGGAAUCAUUCCCAGCAUAUUCUGGCCUGAAGUUCUGUGCAAGUAGGAACACAGACAGAAUUCAUGUCUACACAGUGGUAGGGUGCUGCUGCUGUUGUUUGCUUCAAUCCAACCUGGAAGAUUAUGGAAUGGUUCCUGCCCUUUUCUCCCUUCUGUAGCCUGCUGUUCUCUCCCAAAAGACAUUCCUAAGGACUGAAGGACCCCCUGAAAGGGGAUGCAGCAUGGGAAGUUGUGACAGGAAGGGGGAUUGGCAGUAUUUGCUAUAAAACACAACUCAAAACUGCAUUCCGAAGAACAUGGUAAAGUCUUUGCUGGUUUGAUGCCUUGUUUAUUUGCAGGAGUGGUAUGCGUUGCUUCACGGCUUCCCCUUGCUCCGUGACAAGUUGUAAGCCUGGGGAAUUUUUCAUGAAGCAAGGGGAAGUCAUGAAGUAACGCACCCCGCACCUGCAAAUAAUCGAGGCAUCAAACCAGCAAAAACUUUACCAUAUUCUUUUGAAUGCAGUUUUGAGUUGUGUUUUAUAGGAAGGGGGAUUUGGCAGAAAUCAAAGGGACAACAUGAGAGGAGAGGAUUGGCAGAAAUUGGGGACAUAUCCCAUGAAAGCAAAAUUGCCUUUGCGGUCAUGCUGGUCCCUGUUAGAUCCAAGUCAUUGCAUUCACUGUUGUAUAGGGAGCUUCUGCCCUAACAAUGGGGAAAACACACUACAAAUAACUUGUUUGUUCAUGGCCUGUUGUUGGGUUCUUCUCUCUCUCUCUCUCAGUGUAAUAUAUUUAAUGUGGUUUAAAGUAGGCUUCUUUUCUGUAGAAAUGAAAAAUUAUCAGUACAUCCUAGAGUAGGUUAAAAUAGUCUUAUGCUGUAGGACCAUCUGUCAUUGUCUCAUCAUCUUUGAUGUCAUGGGAUGGUUCAUAAACAUUUCUACUGCUCAGGGCUAAGGUAUCAGCAAACUAGAAUGUUGGCAGUGCAACUGCAGUGAGGCAAAUGAAAGGUCCAUGAAUUUUGUUGUUGGUUUAUUGUAAGAAGCAGUCUGAUGAGUAAUUGAAGAUAAAUUUAUGGUAGGAAAAUCACCAACUUCCUUGAAACCUUCAGAUAACCAAAUACCUUCCUGAUUUAGGAGACUUAAAAACAUUUAUUUGAUCCAUCUAGGAUGGGGAGCCCCUGAAUUGUAACUUCAUUCCGCUGGAUAUAAAAUUGGAUAACUGGGAAGAUUUACCAGCAUGCUUUCAGCAAAAACAGAACCGUUCAUUGGUAAGAUCAAUUGCUGCAGUUAUAAAUAAUGCCCAGGGUGUAUGCUUGCAGUUUUACAUUUAAGUAACAAAAUGUUCUGCUUUGGUGUCAGGUUUUCAAUUAUUAGCUAAGCAUAUACAGAUCUUAAUUGCUUUUUUUAGUGGAAUGUGUUUCUUGGGGGGGAGAGAAUAUCACACUUCCCUUGUCUGUGCAUAUACUCAAGUGCAUAAUUAAAUUGCCCAUCUGCAGAAUUAGGAACUCAAUUCCGUUGUCAGUCAUCAGUCAUUUUUUUAGAAAAAUAAUACUUUAGCACUGCAAUAUAAUGGGUAGAGAAAGGGUUUAAAAAUAAAACAGUAAGACUUCACAGGGUGCAUGCAAAUAACAUUAAGAAUUAACUUUUGUUCCUGUUCAUUUUGGUUUUAAACUGUUAACACAUUCCAGCCAGGAAAACGCAUCAAGAUGGGUACAAAACAGGGCUAUGGUGGGGUGGGGGGGUCAGUGUUCUAAACUCCCGCUGUUCUAGGCACAUUCUGCACUUCCAGCUACUCAGAGACUGGAGAAUAGACCCUCUUAAGAAUAUUAGAGAGGUGGGCAGGGGAAGGACUAGACCAUGUGAAAAAUACCGUAUUUUUCGCACCAUUGGACGCACCGGACCAUAGGACGCACCGGAUCAUAGGAGGGGGAGAACAGGGAAAAAAUUUUUUUUCUUGUUCUCUCCCUCUAAAACAAGGUGCGUUCAAGGUACCUAAUUUUUUUGGGGGGGGGGGAAUAAAUAAAAAAAAUUCCCUCCCCAGGCACGGGGCAGGCGCGGGACAAGCCCGCGGUUCCCCCGACCCCAGCCCCCAGAACAGCCUGCUAUCCGCAAGCCCUAGGGACCCGAGGCGGUCUCCCAGGCUUGUGGAGAGGUGCGCGAGCCCGGGCGCGCUCUUCAGUGCGCACCAGGCUUCGGAAUGCAGGCAGCUCCGCGCCACCCUCCCGAGCCCGCGCGGCCGCGCGGGACCGGGAGGGUGGCGUGAGCUGCAGAGCCCUGGGCGCAGGCAGCUCCGCGCCACCCUCCGGAGCCCACGCGGCUUCGCGCCGGGACCGGGAGGGUGGCGCGGAGCUGCAGGAAGCCCUGGGCGCAGGCAGCUCCGCGCCACCCUCCGGAGCCCCGCACGGCUCGCGCCGGGAUCGGGAGGGUGGCGCGGGCUGCAGGAAGCCAGGAAAGCCUGCAUUCGCUCCAUAGGACGCCACACAUUUCCCUUCAUUUUGGAGGGGAAAAGUGCGUCUAUAGAAGCGAAAAAUACGGUAAACAUAAUAUUUUAGCUGCAGUUCAUUCAUUUUCAGCUUUGUAUUCUUGUUAUAAAAAAGCACGCCUAGACACAUUGUUGUGCCCAUAACCUAGGUUUAAGGUGCCAUUUAGCUCCUAGCUAACUUUCAGUACAGUGGUAUACAUGUCUACUCAAAAGUAAGUUUCUUUGUGUUUAAUAGGGCUUAAUACCAGGUAGUUGAAUACAGGAUAGAAGCUUAGGCUUUUGUUCAGUUGCUGUUGGGAGAAAAGGAUUCUUGUGCCUUUAACAGCUGUAUGGCAAGCACAAAUUCAACAGGUUAAGUAUUUUCUAGUAUGGAAAUAACAGUUAUGACAAGAUGUACAGGUUCCACCUAUUUGCUGCUUUAUUUGUUUUAUUUUGCUGCCUGCCAGCCGCCUAGAUCAAUUGGCAAGCAGCUACUUGAGAUUGGGGUGGGGGAAGAAGCAUGGAAAUUGUCUGUCACUCAUUUUGCUGCCUGCCAGGCAGAUGGAACAGGCAGCAGGCAGCUGCUUGAGGAACUUUUUGAAAAUGUGAGGAUGGGGAAAGAAAUGUUGGGUCUUCUUUGCUGCUGUGCUUGUUUCACGGGCAGGUGGAGCACACAGCUGCUUGAGAGGGGCCUCAAUAUGAGAGCAGGGGGAGGAUUUGGCAAAACUUUCUUGUUUCUGCUGCAUGCCCUAUACACUCCUAAUUUAGAGACGUUUGUAGAUAACAUUCAAUCUCAAGCAUCACACUAGUAUGGGCGUAUACUUUUGUGAGUUGUCUUGUAUGCAUUCUCUGUGUAUUUUCUUAUAUUUUUGCUCCAUAAAGAUACUUUUAAAAAUAUAUUGCCAGCCAGCAUUAAAUAUGUCUUCUGGAAUACAGCGUGUGAAGAACUCUCAAAGAGCAAGAGCUUACAGGUAUCAGACUUUAUUAUGUUUUGUAUUUUCUCCUCCAGAUACUGAGGUUUGUAAGAGAAUGGAGUGGUCUAACAGCCAUGAAGCAGAGAAUUAUCAGGAAAAGUGGCCAGCUAUUUUCUAGCCCCAUUCUUGCUGCUGAAGAGCUGUUGUCAAAACAACAAGCCAAGCUCAGCAGUACCAAACGGUGUGUGCUAACAGCCUCUUUUUCACUCUGGUAGAGGGAUGGGAAAUAAAUCACCUUAAUGAUGCAAACAUGACUUAAAUUACAAACUAGUUUUAACCGAGUUGGUUUGAUAUAGUAGGCUCUUCAUGAUUUUGCAUGAUAAAAUGUGGGGAACAGUGAGAGAAAUAGGUUUAGCAAAAACAAUGCCAAAGGAUUCAGAACUCAUGAAUCCCUAUGUUAUUACAAUAGAAAAUUAAGUAAUUCAUCACCCUGAUGAUAGUUUUCAUAUCAAUGUAAUAAUGGAUCUUAUUUAAAAUAGAACAGAGAAAGCUGCUGGAAAUGAGUGUUUUACAGAUUGCAUGUGGAAAACAGGGAUUACCUUGAGAGGGGAAUUUCCUCAAGAAUUCUGCAUCUCAGUGUUUUGCAUUGACCCACAGACUAAAAAAGAAAUGUUUCCUAUGUUUCUAGGUACAUAACAAAAGAAGAUGUAGCGAAAGCUUCACUAAAGAAGGCUGACAGUAUUGGGGGCAGUGUUCGUAUAGUUACUAAAAAACCCACAGUUGCCUUAAAUGCCCACACUGCCUCUGCUGGAGAAAAGGACAACAAUUCUACAAAGUAAGUUUCAAGUAUGCAAGGUAACACUGAUUUCUGUAGGUUGCAUCUACUAAUGCAGUGAGACUUCCUCCCCUAGCCCUGAUCUAGAGGCUCUCCAUACAGCUUUUUUGGAGUGCAUUGGGGGGGAUGCAGGCUACAGGACGUUCCUUUGCUCAGGUCUAAUGUGCAAAAGAAAUGGCAACAUUGGAGAAAGCCCCAUGUCCCUCAUUUUCAAACUGUUAGUCAGUUCUUGACAGGUGGGCACCUUUGUUAAUCAAAACCGAUCUUUCCCAUGACAACUGCCAUUAGCUCCAGCGAGUGUCACCAACAACCAGGGAUGAUGGUAGCUGUCUUUGCAAAUGAAGUGGUGGAAAAGUUAAAUGAGCCCUUUAGUGUAGGAUGAGGGCCAAUAAAUUGAAGCUGAAUCCAAACAAAAUGGAAGUAUAGUGGUACCUCGGGUUACAUAUGCUUCAGGUUACAGACGCUUCAGGUUACAGACUCCACUAACCCAGAAAUAGUACCUUGGGUUAAGAACUUUGCUUCAGGAUGAGAACAGAAAUCGUGCUACGGCGGCAGUGGGAGGCCCCAUUAGCUAAAAUGGUGCUUCAGGUUAAGAACAGUUUCAGGUUAAGAACAGACCUCCGGAACAAAUUAAGUACUUAACCCGAGGUACCACAGUACUUUUGGUGGGUGGUUCAUCUGUUCAGGGUGGUGGUGUUCUGAAUGGCACUGUGCUCCUCUUAAAAUAGAUGUCUGCAACAUGAGGGUGCUUAUAGACCUAGCUAUUACUUGAAGUUCCAGUGGCAUCUGUAACUUGAAGCAUCUUUCUGCAGCUGAGUGCAGUCGCAGUGGCCCCUCCUAGACAGAGAGCUUUGUGAUGGUUAUCUAUGCCCCGGUAACCUCCAGGCUAAAUUACUGCAAUGUGUUGUUAAUGGAGCUGUCUUUGAAGACAGCCCAGCAAUUGCAAUUGGUAAGAAAGACAGCAGCAAAGUUAAUAACUGGGAUUGUUUGCCAGGAGCGUAUCAUGAAGGACAUAGAAAACUGCUUAUGCUGAGACAGGUAAUUGGUCCUCUUGGCCAGUAAUUUUGACACUGACUGGCAGCAGCUCUCUAGCACUUCGGAUAGAGAAGUCUCCUCCAGCCUUACCUGAUGAUGCCAGGAAUUGAAUCUGGGAGUUUGUGCAUCCAAAGCAGACAUUCUACUACAGCGUUUUUGGUGGUUUUAAUUAGUAUUUUGGUUAAAAGGAAAAUACUUUAGUGGUAUAAUAAAAAGAGAAUUCCUUGUGUGCCUAAGAUCCAUGUUUGGGGCUAGUACUUUUUAGUGAUAGAGCGCCAGCAGGGAUUUAAAAUCACAAAACAUGCAGCAAAGCAUAGAAAUAUAAGCUGCUGUUGUUGUUGUCGUUUAGUCGUGUCCGACUCUUCGUGACCCCAUGGACCAGAGCACGCCAGGCACUUCUGUCCUCCACUGCCUCCCGCAGUUUGGUCAGACUCAUGCUGGUAGCUUCAAGAACACCAUCCAACCAUCUUGUCCUCUGUCGUCCCCUUCUCCUUGUGCCCUCCAUCUUUCCCAACAUCAGGGUCUUUUCCAAGGAGUCUUCUCUUCUCAUGAGGUGGCCAAAGUAUUGGAGCCUCAGCUUCACGAUCUGUCCUUCCAGUGAGCACUCAGGGCUGAUUUCCUUAAGAAUGGAUACAUUUGAUCUUCUUGCAGUCCAUGGAACUCUCAAGAGUCUCCACUGCCUUGCCCCUUCAUGGAUCACUGCCUUGCCGUGGCGAAGGGGCUUGAAUAACUCAGAGAAGCUAUGAACUAUGCCGAGCAGGGCACCCAAGAUGAACAGGUCAUAGUAGAGAGUUUUGACCAAACGUGAUCCACCUGGAGGAGGAACCAGCAAGCCACUCCAGUAUCCCUGCCAAGAAAACUCCAUGGACAAAGACAACAGGCAUAAGCUGCUAGAAGGGGAUAUUUUAAAGGUUCAAGUUCCCACUUCCCUUAGCUUAGAAAGAGACCACGUCUGACAAGUUAAAAGAUGGUUUACUUACAAACUUCUCAAAGGUUAGAUUCAUGUACUCUUCCAUACAGCAGCAAGAAAAGACAGGCAAGGUUAGUUCCAAGGUGUAAGUGUUUCUAAAUUGUUUGUAUAGAAACACAAAGCUGUCUUGCUAAAGCCACAUGGUCUAGGCUUGGAGCAACCAGCCCAGACAUACUUACUGGUAGGGUUCACAUGGUGUAAAGUGAGAGAUCAGAGAGUUUGAUAGCCCUUCCAUCCAAGGUGAGUGGGUGUGACCUAGCAGGACAGCUUACUUUAUGGUCCUAACACUUUCAUGCAUUAAUUGGAAUGACUAUAUGAGACUGGAUACGUCCCAGAGUUUUGACCCUUUGCUUGCUGGUGCUUAAAGAACUCUAUUGAUUUCUGGUCUGUUUCUGAAGUGCUGAUCCUUACCUUCAAAGCGUACACAAUGUGGACCUGAGAGAAUGCCUACACCUAUAUGUGCCUGUACCAUUUGUCACCUUCAAAGAUCCUCUGGUUAGCUUCCCUAUCUUAAGAUGAAGCAGGUGGCAACUGAGAGAGCACAUUCUUGCUUGUAAUGUCUGAGCAUUACCAGAGAGACUUACCUGGCAGCAUUUUUUAUGUCUUCAGUGCAAGGUGACCUUUUUUAUUUUCCCAGGCUUUUAACUCUGGUUAUGUUAAGCUUCUUCAACUUCUUCCCCACACCCUUAUAUUGUAUAAUUGAAGUUUAAUUAUGGAAGGUGCCCUGGAAACUUAAUGGUGGGUUACAAAUUUUUUAAAAUAAAUAAACAAAAUGGGGAAAUUGUUCUUCACCAAAAUAACUGACCUGUUUUAUCUUUAGGUUGGCUUCAGAAGAUGGGAACUGCCCAGCCCUCAUAUCAGGCUCUGGUCAGGCUGAUUCUGUUGAGGAGCCCACCUUAGGCAAAGGCUACUUGCAAGCUGUAGAUAAUGAAGGAAAUCCACUUUGUCUUAGCUGCCAAAUGCCAGCAGUCCAGAUUGACCAGAAGUCCACCUCAACUGCCUGUGACACACGGUUUUGUUCUCAUAAGUGCCAAGAUAACUUCUUAUUUCGCACUAGCCAAAGCUACUUGAGAACUAGAGUAUUUGAGAUAGAACAUGGGGUUUGUCAGAAGUGUUGUCUGAAUGCCCAGGAACUCUACCUUUGUGUCAGAGAUGCCCCAAAGAAUCACCGUAAAAAUCUUCUGGAGAGCUCCUGGAUGUCCAAGCUUCCUUUAGCUCAGGUAAAAUGUGCUGUUGGAUUUAGUCAGUUACCAAUCAGGAAUAGGGAACUGGAUCCAAGCUACUUUGAACAGGUGGGUGGGAUCACCCACCUGUCAGUCAACUCAGAUAUGACAUCAGGUGAUUCAACUUCAAAGGAAGAAUCUUAAGCCAUAGCUGUAAAGAUUCCUGCCAAAAGGGAGACUUGCAUUCAGUGCUGAGCUGCAGGCCUCACUUUCUGCAAGAAAAAGUUAAGUUUGUGCGCAUGUUAUGUUAUAAAAUCACCUCCUCCUUUAGAAGAUGAAGGCUUAUGGCUCUUGAAGCCUUUCAAAGCCAGUAUUUGCAUAGUCCAACUAUCAACACGCAAACCCAGCCUGUCACCUGUAUUCUGCCAGCAAACUACACUGUGAAGACACAGUUUGUUGUUACAAUUGUUUAAACUGUGGUUUAACACUAUUUCCAAGAACCUAAAAGGCUAAAUUUCAAAAGGUGUUAAAGAGUAUCACUUGAUCUUAACACUUGCUUCAUUAUAACUUGUCAACUUCCUCUUCUCUAAUCUAAGAACAACAGACCUGGUCCAAUAGCCAUCACAUGUAUAUUUAUUUACCUUUUGCUCUUUACAUAUGUAUCUAAAACCAUUAACAUUUUGAACAACUUUGGUUAGAUGAGACCCUAUUUCAUGUUCAUAGAACCAAGAGUUGGGGUAGGAUUCCCCCCCCCCCCAAUACAUGUUGAUAAUCUGGUAGUGAGGAUGUGUGUACUAGCUACAUUUCGAAGUCCAUGUUCAGAUCUUCUGGAGGAUUGUGAACAAGCUGUGUGUGUCUAUGCGCCAUCAUUUUUCCUCAUGGCUUUAGAUUAACAGAACCACAGUUUGGCAUUACAUCUGAACUGGCAAACUGUAGUUUUUGUGAUUCCUUCAACUAGGAUUGUAAUUGUUGUUUGGAUGUUAUGGCAGAUUGGUUUGACUAACCAGUAAGUGUUUGAUUAAGCCAGGUGUCAAGGAACUGCCAUCGGCUCAGGGGCGAGAGGGGAAAAGCCAGAUGGAUUACAGAGAACCCCCAAAGAUAAUGGGAAGCAGCACCUCCUCAGUGGAGGAGAGUAACCACGCCUCCAGUGGAGAGGAGCUUCAGGGUUUGGAGGAGGCGAGGCGGUGCCAGGACACCUUGCCUGGGCAAAGCGGGGAGGAGAGAGGUCCUCCGUUACCCACGCCCUCCCUGCGCAGUAGACUUCCGCGCUGAGAGGGGAGGCGCAGAUUGGGCGUCAAAAAACUACUCUGCUGGGGAAGGUUUAAGGACCGCCCACUCACAGAUUCUGCCAGUGAAUGAGCCAGCCACGGGAGAGUGGCACUCCGCACAGAGAAAGUUUAUUUUGGCAUCAAAAGCAACGCUUCACAGCCGAGCAGAGAGGCAUUUGCCUACUUGCUCUCGAGCAACCCCUUGGUACCUUAACACCAGGCAUAGGCAAACUCAGCCCUCCAGAUGUUUUGGGACUACAACUCCCAUCAUCCCUAGCUAACAGGACCAGUGGUCAGGGAUGAUGGGAAUUGUAUUCUCAAAACAUCUGGUGGGCUGAGUUUACCUAUGCCUGGAUUAAGCCAAAUCAUGAGAGGAGGUAGAAAGGUAUGUACAAGCUCGUUCCUAAUUGGUAAAGGCUUAGUAGCUUAUCUAAUAUCCUAUCUAAUUGCAGUUAAAUGAAAUUAUACGGAACCCAACUGAAGGUCAGUUCUGGCAAGUGGAUCAUAUAAAGCCAGUUUAUGGUGGAGGAGGACAGUGUUCCCUGGAAAAUCUUCAAACACUGUGUACGGUUUGCCACAAGGAGGUGAGUACAGAAUACUCUGACACAACCCUUCAACAUUAUGCAUGUUGUUGUUGUUUACUCGUGUCCGACUCUUCGUGACUCCAUGGACCAGAGCAUACCAGGCACUCCUGUCCUCCACUGCCUCCAGCAGUUUGGUCAAACAUCCUUAGACCUAUUUAUUCUUUGCCCUGUAGUCAAUUUCGCUACCAGUUAUUCUUUCGCAUUUCCUUAAUUCUUAAAAGUUGGCAAAUUUUCUCAUUUGCCAAGCAGAUAACUGCACUCCGAAAGUUAUUUACUUUAGAUGCAAUGCAGUUCUGUAAUUCAGGUAGACAAUAUAUGUUAGACCAUCUUAAAAGUUACUACACCAACCAACCUUUUCAGUCUAAUCAAGAUGCUGUAAUCAGUGCCAGUUUCUCUAUACAGUAUAUGUUGAUAUGAAAUGCAUUUUAUCUAACUAUUCUCUUCUUUUCAGAGAACAGCAAAGCAAGCCAAGGAAAGAAGUCAAAUGAAAAGAAAAUCUGUAGCUUCAAAGUAUGGAUCUGAUAUUACCAAUUUUUUUGUGAAAUUAUGAAGCUAAAAUAAUUCAGAUGUGUAGUUUAUGUGUAGUUCAUCAAACUGAUUAAUCAUGCACCUUAAUAAACUAAUAGGUUGAUUUUUAGUGGGAUUGUCCUAAACCAAUCACCUAGCUUUUUCUAAGGCUAGAUCCUGGAGUUAUCAUGGCAGAUAAAUGUUGAGAAAGGCAAUUAGACAGACAUGGCAGACGCAUCUCUACCUACAUCUUUGGCAUUUUAAAGUUUUGUACUUUCUUAGUUCAAGAUUUGGAACGUAAAAUUGCAUUUGACAGUGAUAGACCAAUAAAAAUUAACGAUUGUUCCCCAAACUGUAUUAGUGGUUAAUACAGAGAGAAAUGCACCAAUUUAGCCCUUAACCAUCUUCUCAUAUAUGACAAGUGCAGUGGUGGAAUAGCAGAAUAUGCUUUUUAAAAUAUCAGUACUGCUGUAACCUCUAGCUUCCUAAUUGUACCAUGAGGUUUGUCCUUGUAAUCUGCUGCUUUGCUCAGCUGCUUAUCUUGACAACACAAUCCUAACUGUGUCUAUUCAGAAUCAAGUCCUAUUGAAUUCAGUGAGAUUUCUGCCAGGUAAGUGAGGCUAGGAUUGU
Messenger RNA from Podarcis lilfordi (Lilford's wall lizard), 43806 nucleotides. The record is from the annotation of a GenBank genome assembly. Lineage: Eukaryota; Metazoa; Chordata; Lepidosauria; Squamata; Lacertidae.